UCCUGGCAGCAUACCGAUGGAAUCUAAGCUGUGAAGACUGUGGAGACAGCCUGGAAGCCUGGAUGCAGGGGACUGCUUCUCUUGAUGCUUUCAUGCUAUGUGGAUGGACAGGGCAAUAUUAGACCUCUUCAAACUGCUGAUGCCCUUACACAACAGACUUCCAGAUAUUUCUCCAGCAAGGAUGGGUUUAUUCAGCAUCAGGAGAGAUCUGCAAACCAGGCAUGCAAACAUAGUGAGGCACAUGCAAGUCCCCAAAGGGACUUUCACAUGGCUUUGAAACAGGAAUCAGAAUUUGAAAGGAAAGACAGAGCUGCCAGAGUCAUUCAGAAGGCCUGGAAAAGUUUCCUUAAUGUCGCUGUAUUCCAACACUUUAAACGUCUGAUUAACAUAAGAAGACAAGGGGAGCCUCGUCAGAUAGUGAGAUAUAUUAAUCCUAAAGAGGCAGAACUUCUAGAUGCUGCUGCUGGUAUAAAUGUACGAUUCAGAUUAGGUGGUGUUAAAUUUCCACCUGAAAUAUACUAUAAAAUUUUCACUCACAGACAUAUUGAAGAUCUAUGUGCUAAUAGCCCUAGAGACUACACAAAACUUCCAGCAAAACGUAUAUCUCAUAUUAAAAGUAAUGAUCUUCAGGAAGAGGAUUAUAGUGGCUGGUAUCGUCGUAUAGAGAACAAUGGCUGGAGGCCUGUUUGUGAGACAUUUUGGAGGCCUACUGAAAAUGUGAUCAUGGGAGACAAAAAGGAAAGUGAAUUCCAUUUCUCCAAACUGAAGAGAAGGCAAGAUAUGGAAAAGAAAAGAAAAAUGAGAAAAAUAGAAUGGAUGCAGCAAAUGUACUAUGCAGGAAGCCUGGAGGCUAAGUCAACAAAUUACGAAACUGUAGGUUUAAUUCAAACAGCAACAAAAGGCCUAUUAAGAACUAUUGAAGAUGGUGGAAUAGAUUCUGUGAUGGAAUGGGAAGUGGAUGAAGUGCUGAACUGGACAAACACACUCAACUUUGAUGAGUACAUUGCCAACUGGAAGGAAAUUGCUACAAGCAACUCUUCAGCUAACUUCAAAAGUUUCAGGUUUGAGCAAGCACAAGAAAAGAUAUAUGACUAUGAAGAUAUAUUGGAAGAGGAAAAGGAAACACAAAAAGAUCCUUCAUUUGAAACUAUUUAUGAAGAGCCCCUUUUUACUAGACUAAAGCCUGAUUCCACUUAUAGAAUAUAAUUAUAUAAAAAUAUAAAAUUAUAAACUAUGAUUUUCUUUCUGAGCUAUAACCCUUCAGCUCUGAUUGCAUCAGUUACAGUCAAGAGAGUUUAUUCUGGCUGGAAUGACUUCUAUAUUCUUGACACAGAAUCUAACCCAAUUAAGUAAGGA
Molecule: messenger RNA, 1356 nt
Organism: Dama dama (fallow deer)
Lineage: Eukaryota; Metazoa; Chordata; Mammalia; Artiodactyla; Cervidae
Gene: C1H11orf65
Product: chromosome 1 C11orf65 homolog
Exons: 10
Coding region: 85-1206 (373 amino acids)
Source: RefSeq, a predicted model, not a curated record